AUGUCGUGGCACAAAGAUGAAGCUCCGCUCGCGACGGGUUACUGGGGGCCUAUCACAUCCACACUUGUCUGGUGCGAGGAAAAGUACCGCUGGUCACGUUACGUCGCUGAGCCGAUCAAUACGGCGACCAACGCGUUCUUCAUUGGGCUCUCGCUGUAUGGCUACCACGUCACGCGGCGCGAACGGCUUGCUCUGCGGUAUUCGAUAUGCCACCUGGGCGUUGCGCUUGUGGGGUUCGGGUCGGCGCUAUUUCACGGGACGUUGCUGUAUUGGACGCAGUUGCUGGAUGAAUUGCCAAUGAUCUACACGUCGGCGUGGUUGACGUACUGCGUUUGCGAGACGAGCAAGGGUUAUGGAAAUCCAAGGUUCAGAUUGCUUCUACCGACGACGUUGAUAGUCUUGGUGGUAUGGAUUACCGUCGUAUAUGCAUGGAACGGCAAUCCCGUCUUUCACCAAGUCGCCUACGCCUCGAUCCAAGUCGUAUCCACCCUGCGCGUCAUCCACCUCCUCCGUCACAGCGCGCAACUCAACUCGGCCUCCGGAAAGUCGUACAAAUCCGAUAUCCAAUCUCUCUACCUGUUUGGUGCUACCAUCUUCCUCACUGGGUUCGCCAUCUGGAACAUCGACAACAUCUUUUGCUAUCAACUCCGACUGUGGAGGUCCAAAAUCGGGUAUCCAGCUGCCAUCUUGCUCGAGGGUCACGGUUGGUGGCACCUCUUGACAGGCUGGGGCGCAUACUGCUUAAUCACCGCCGGAACUCAACUGGCGGUGAGCGAAAAGGAGGGCAUGACCAACUUUCGUUUGCAGAAAGGCUGCUUCCCUGUUGUUCGCAGGCUGAACGACUACCAACCGUCUCGCCAAAGCACGAAGAAGAAGAUCUGA
Molecule: messenger RNA, 882 nt
Organism: Mycosarcoma maydis (corn smut)
Lineage: Eukaryota; Fungi; Basidiomycota; Ustilaginomycetes; Ustilaginales
Exons: 1
Coding region: 1-882 (293 amino acids)
Biological process (GO): ceramide biosynthetic process; ceramide catabolic process
Cellular component (GO): endoplasmic reticulum membrane
Source: RefSeq, a predicted model, not a curated record